Molecule: messenger RNA, 1746 nt
Organism: Arabidopsis lyrata subsp. lyrata
Lineage: Eukaryota; Viridiplantae; Streptophyta; Magnoliopsida; Brassicales; Brassicaceae
Product: cytochrome P450 71B22
Exons: 2
Coding region: 83-1585 (500 amino acids)
Molecular function (GO): heme binding; monooxygenase activity; oxidoreductase activity, acting on paired donors, with incorporation or reduction of molecular oxygen
Source: RefSeq, a predicted model, not a curated record
ACGUACCAUCCACAACUCAUUGCUCUUCACUCCAAAACAUAAACAAUAACUUAGAAAAAAAAAAAAACAGAUCAAAUCAAGAAUGUCGAUCUUUCUCUAUCUCCUUUUGCUCUUGCCUCUCUUUUUUAUCUUCUUCAAAAGGCUCUCAACUUCUAAAGGGAAGCUUCCUCCUGGACCUCUUGGUCUUCCGAUUAUCGGAAACUUGCACCAACUUGGAAAAUCUCUCCAUAGAUCUUUUCAUAAACUCUCUCAAAACUAUGGACCCGUGAUGUUUCUACAUUUCGGUGUGGUCCCUGUGGUUGUGGUCUCCACAAGAGAAGCAGCUGAAGAAGUUCUCAAGACUCAUGAUCUCGAGACUUGUACCCGACCAAAGCUAACCGCGACCAAGUUGUUUUCUUACAACUACAAAGACAUUGGCUUCGCUCAAUACGGUGAUGACUGGAGAGAGAUGAGGAAGCUUGCGAUGCUCGAGCUCUUUAGCUCGAAAAAGGUCAAGGCUUUCAGGUAUAUAAGAGAAGAAGAGAGUGAAUUCCUUGUCAAGAAACUCUCGAAAUCUGCUGAGACACAAACUAUGGUGGAUUUGAGAAAAGCGCUUUUCUCUUAUACUGCUAGCAUCAUAUGUAGACUCGCUUUUGGACAGAACUUCCAUGAGUGCGAUUUUGUCGAUAUGGACAAAGUUGAAGAGCUUGUGCUCGAGUCUGAGACCAAUCUUGGCUCAUUCGCGUUCACUGACUUCUUCCCCGCCGGUCUUGGGUGGGUUAUAGACCGGAUCUCUGGCCAACAUUCGGAGUUGCACAAAGCCUUUGCCAGACUUAGUAAUUUCUUCCAACAUGUGAUCGAUGAUCACUUGAAGCCCGGGCAAUCUCAAGAUCAUUCAGACAUCAUUGGUGUCAUGUUAGAUAUGAUCAAUAAAGAGAGCAAAGUCGGUUCCUUUGAAGUCACCUAUGAUCAUCUUAAAGGAGUCAUGUCGGAUGUGUUUUUAGCCGGAGUUAACGCAGGAGCGAUCACAAUGAUAUGGGCGAUGACAGAGCUAGCUAGACAUCCGAGAGUGAUGAAGAAACUUCAACAAGAGAUUCGAGCAACUCUUGGAGACAACAAAGAAAAAAUCACGGAACAAGAUCUCGAAAAGGUUCAUUACCUGAAACUUGUGAUCGAAGAAACAUUCAGAUUACAUCCACCAGCUCCUCUCUUGCUUCCAAGAGAGACAAUGUCCGACUUAAAGAUUCAAGGCUACAAUAUCCCCAAGAACACGAUGAUCGAGAUCAACACUUAUUCAAUAGGACGCGAUCCUAAUUGCUGGGAAAACCCUAACGAUUUCAAGCCCGAGAGAUUUAUCGAUAGUCCUGUCGAAUAUAAGGGUCAACAUUACGAGUUGUUGCCUUUUGGUGCUGGUCGCAGGAUUUGUCCUGGAAUGGCUACGGGUAUAACUAUCGUCGAGCUCGGUUUACUUAACGUUCUCUACUUCUUUGAUUGGAGUUUGCCUGAUGGAAUGAAAAUUGAAGACAUAGACAUGGAAGAAGCUGGAGCUUUCGUCAUUGCCAAGAAAGUCCCUCUUGAGCUGGUCCCAACAACACAUCAGUGGUGAAGUAUUGAAGAUGUGUAAAUAGUAUAAUAAGAUCAAGAUUUCUCUGCGAGACUCUCUUGCAAUCGGUUUGAUUUUUAUUUUGUUGUUGUUUUCAAGUUCAUGUGUUGUUCUUAUGCGACUGUGACGUUAGUUAUCAAUAUAUACUCUUCUUUUCUAGUAUC